Molecule: messenger RNA, 777 nt
Organism: Parastagonospora nodorum SN15
Lineage: Eukaryota; Fungi; Ascomycota; Dothideomycetes; Pleosporales; Phaeosphaeriaceae
Exons: 3
Coding region: 1-777 (258 amino acids)
Source: RefSeq, a predicted model, not a curated record
AUGAGUGUCUUAUCAAAAGCGCGCGAAUGGGACCUCGACCUUGACCGAUACCUCAACCGCAUACUUCCUCCAUCACCACUGCACAGACUUCCUGCACCAAUCUCGAGAUUCUUGGGCUAUAGGAAAGCCCAGCGCCAGGACGUUGGUAAUGUACUUGGAGCAUCGUGGUCCAUGCUGGGAGCAUUCUGUGGGCUGGCAGUGGUGGCCGCGGUCUUCAACAGCAUGAGCAGACAGGGUGCAUCUGCAAUUCUGGAGUACAAUGCCAUUCGGUCACCACUCGGUCAACCACGCAACGCUCUGCUUGGACAUACUUUCUCGGCGCUCGUCGGCGUUGGUGUUUCCAAGCUCUUUCAGUACCACUCCGAGUACGAGUCAAUCAAAUGGAUCGCAGGCGCGGUAGCAUGUGGCAUUGCAUCAGCCGUCAUGCUGCUCACAAACACGGUGCAUCCACCAGGCGGCGCCUCCGCUGUUCUUGCUGCAACGGACCCUGUCAUCACAGCGAUGGGGUGGUAUUUUGCCGGUCUAGUGCUUUGGGGCACAACUCUGAUGGUGAUUGUCGGCCUGGUGGUCAACAACAUUCAAAGGCAAUUCCCGAUGUAUUGGUGGACGCCACUGGACCUGAGGAAAGCUAAAAAGGAAGACGAGGAGACGAUGCCGGAUGCUAGAGGCGGAGUGGAGAAAAAAGAAAGCGAAGCAGAGCAAACUGCUGGAGAGAUUGAGCGAGAGACUGAGAAAAAGGGUGGAUGCAAGACUAUGCGCGGGCAGUCAGCGAAGUAG